AUGCCUCGCACGGCAAUUCAAGCGAGUCACGAUGUGCCAUCGACGAGCGCGCGAGCGAGAUCGACGCGCGGCGUCACGAGACGCGAGCUCGCGGCGUUCCUCGCGCUCGCGCCCAGCCUUCGGGUCAACUCUGCGCGCGCGAGAGAGGUCGAUCCAGCGCUUCGAGACGCGCUGCGUAUUGCUCGCGACGCGCGACGCGAUAUCGCGGAUGCAAGAGAGGCGCUGAAGCUCGCAAAGGCGCGCGCAGACGCGUUGCCGUUGCGGGAGUUGGAGAAGAAGCUCAAGUCGUCGGCGGCGCGCGAGCUCGAGCGGAGCGCCGAGACGAUCGAUGCCUUUGUCUCGAGCGCACCAUUGGAGGAUUGGGAGCAAAAGGCUUGGAAAGGCGUAAAAGACGAAGAGUUCUUGACGCUUUCCACGACGGAGCGUUUGCCCAUGGCCCGACGACCGAACGAUUUUCUGUGUGCCGUAUUCAGCUGUUAUAACGAUCCGCGGGCGCCGCCGAGCACUGACGCCCUGCUCUCGCUGCGCUUGACGAAAGACGGCGUGGCGAUGGGGUUACGAGGAGACCCUAGGAUCACGUUCGAGGGUAUGGAGGCGUCUUUAGACGACGUGUUGGAGAAGAUAGACGCGUGGCUUGCGCUCGCACCAUCCAUAUCGUAG
Molecule: messenger RNA, 660 nt
Organism: Ostreococcus tauri
Lineage: Eukaryota; Viridiplantae; Chlorophyta; Mamiellophyceae; Mamiellales; Bathycoccaceae
Product: unnamed product
Exons: 1
Coding region: 1-660 (219 amino acids)
Source: RefSeq, a predicted model, not a curated record